Talaromyces rugulosus is the source of this 1608-nucleotide messenger RNA. RefSeq lists its product as uncharacterized. The record is from RefSeq and is a predicted model, not a curated record. The coding region runs from base 1 to 1608 and encodes 535 amino acids. Lineage: Eukaryota; Fungi; Ascomycota; Eurotiomycetes; Eurotiales; Trichocomaceae. The transcript is spliced from 3 exons.
AUGAUAGGCUUCGCCAUAGUCCUGCUGGCUUUGUGGCCGGCCGUCGCCUCGGCCUCCAGCAACGUCAAACACCUUGACUAUGCCUCAUACAGUGGGUAUACCCAGGACAAUGGCGUCGCCUUUUGGAAGGGCAUACGCUUUGCCGCGCCGCCGACUGGGAAGCUGCGGUUUGCUGGGCCUCAGAAUCCAGAGAUAGAGUUUGAGACGCAGAGCGCGCUGUCUCAUGGCAACCUCUGCAUCUCCACCAACAAAUACCCCAUCCCCGGAAACCAGUCGGAAGACUGUCUGUUUCUUGAUGUGUACUCCCCAGCCAAUGCCUCUGAUGUGCCAGUGUUUUUCUGGAUCCAGGGCGGCGGCUUCAACGCAGACUCCAACCCAGACUACGACGGCACUGGAUUAAUCCAGGCCUCUGGGCAAAACAUUGCAGUAGUCACCUUCAACUACCGCGUUGGGCCCUAUGGGUUUCUGGCCUCGGAGGAGGUCGAAAGGGCAGGCUCGCUGAACAACGGGCUCAAGGAUAUUAUCAAAGCGCUGGAGUGGGUGCAAAAGUACAUCCACAUUUUCGGCGGCGAUCCCGACCACGUCACGCUGGGUGGCGACAGUGCCGGCGCCGGGGCCAUCACGCUGCUGCUCAGCGCCUUCAACUCCGGCGACAGAGUGAGCAACCUGUUCCACGCCGCUGUCGCCGAGUCGCAGUCGUUUGGCGCGCAGGCGACAGUGUCUGAGAGCCAGUUUGCGUACGACAACCUGACCGAACGCACGGGCUGUUCCAAUGCGAUAAACACGUUUCACUGUCUGCGCGACCUGUCGCUCGAUGUGUUGCAGCAGGAAAACUACAAUAUCCCGUUUCCUGGCGCGUCCAUUGCGCCGUUGUACAUGUACAGUCCGACCAUUGAUAAUGAGUUGAUCCCGGACUAUACGUACAAGCUCUUUUCACAGGACAAGUUUUUGAAAGUCCCGGUGAUUUUCGGCGACGAUACAAAUGAGGGGACCAUCUUCGCGCCGUAUAAUACGUCGACUGUCGACGAGGCCGAUGCCUUUUUGCAGGCGAAUUUCCCCACCAUAAAAAACAAACAGCUCGUUGAAAUCAACUCCAUGUACAUGUCGGAACCAGACAACCCGGUCUAUCCAAACGCAGGCGAGUACUGGCAAGGGCUCGCCAACGCAUACGGCGAAAUGCGAUACAUCUGCCCCGGAAUGUAUCUUUCCUCGGCCUACAACAACGACAAACAAACCGCAAAGGCCAACUGGAACUAUCACUAUGCGGUGACCGAUGAUGGCGCAGAGAACAGCGGCUAUGGUACACAACACACCAUCGAAGUCAACGCAAUCUGGGGUCCGGAGUAUGUGAGCUCGCCGGCCCCGGCCUCGUACUCGACAAACAACAGCGCGAUAAUUCCGGUUAUGCAGGGGUACUGGACGAGUUUUAUUCGCUCGUAUAAUCCGAAUACGCACAGGGCAAGGGGGUCCCCGGAGUGGAAUACCUGGGGGGAUGAGAGCAAUCGUAUAUAUAUACGCACGGGGGAGACGAAGAUGGAGACGGUGCCGGAUGCGCAGAGCAAGCGGUGUAAAUAUUUGCAGUCGAUCGCGGUGACGUUGGAUCAGUAG